Penaeus chinensis is the source of this 543-nucleotide messenger RNA. RefSeq lists its product as uncharacterized. The transcript is spliced from 6 exons. NCBI's taxonomy places the organism in Eukaryota, Metazoa, Arthropoda, Malacostraca, Decapoda, Penaeidae. Bases 1 to 543 code for a protein of 180 amino acids. The record is from RefSeq and is a predicted model, not a curated record.
AUGGACGGGCCAUGGAUAUUAAAAUCGGAAAAGAAGGCAGCAGUUGGAAAGGUGAAGAAGAACAAGGCAGCGGGGCCAGAUGAGAUAGUAACAGAAAUGGUCACGGCAAUGGAAGACUUUGGGAUUGAAAAACUUACGAAUGUCAUAAACGAUAUCUAUGGCAGUGGAGAAAUACCAAAGGAAUUGAGCAAGUCAAUAUUUAUUGCAUUGCCAAAGAAACCGGGAGCCAUAGAAUAUUCCAAGAAAGCGUUUGAUAAAGUACAGCAUGAAGAGUUGUUGAAGGCACUUCAAAGUUUAGAUCUUGAUGGAAAGGAUAUUCGACUAAUUAGAAAUUUGUACUGGGAACAAACGGCAUUUAUGAGAGGAUUUGCCAUCGGAGGCCAUAACAUGAAUAACUUGCGUUAUGCAGAUGACACAGUGCUUAUUUCUGAGUCGGCAGAGAAGUUGCAAGAACUACUUGAAAAGUUCCAUCUAACUAGGAAUGCUGUCUCUGUCGAUUGUUCAGUAUGGCUAAACUUCCGCCAGAAUAGAUACAAAAAGUAA